CGAAGACUAAGAACAAGCGAGUUCAAGUUCUCACGUCUCAGAAUCGCCACGAGGUUGCCAGGACAAUAACCUUGAUACAAUAUCUCUGAGAAUGGCGGAGAAUGAUGUUCCUGUCCCGGAAGCAAACCGCGCCCAUGAUCUGGGCAAUGGGAAGAAACAUAUUCUUCUCAACGCUUUCGACAUGUCAACUAUAGGCCACCUAUCUCCCGGUCAAUGGAAGAACCCAGUGGACAAGUCGGCCACAAAGCGAGACUUGGAAUACUGGAUCGAACUCGCCAAGCUACUUGAGCGCGGUGGUAUUAAUGCCUUGUUUCUGGCGGACACCUACGGGGGCUACGACACAUACGAAGGAAGCCUAGACAAUUGCAUCCGGAGAGCAGCCCAAUGGCCAGUUACGGAUCCGACCAUUCCCAUCUCCGCUAUGGCAGCUGUGACGAAGAAUCUCGCCUUUGGGAUAACUGCUUCCACCUCAUUCGAGCCCCCUUUUCUUCUGGCCAAACGGUUCUCUACCUUGGAUCACUUCACCAAAGGAAGAAUCGGGUGGAACAUUGUGACAUCCUGGAAGAAGGCAGCCUUCAAGGCCAUUGGCCUGGACAACCCAAUCGAGCACGACGAACGCUACCGCCAAGCAGAUGAGUAUCUCCGAGUCCUGUACAAGCUAUGGGAAGGUUCCUGGGCCGACGACGCCAUCGCGCCGGAUCCAGAGAACGACAGCUACGCCGACCCCUCCAAGAUCCGCACCAUCAACCACAAGGGCAAGUACUUCGAGCUCAGCACGCGGCACAUCGUCGACCCGACGCCGCAGCGGACCCCCUUCCUCUUCCAGGCCGGCACCUCGUCCGCGGGCUCCGCCUUCGCCGCCGCGCACGCCGAGGCCGUCUUCGUGUCGUCCCACUCGGCCGCCCUGCUGCGGCCCAAGGUGGCGCACAUCCGCGCGCUCGCCGCCCAGCUGGGGCGCGACCCGCGCUCGGUCAAGUUCUUCGCGACGUUCACGCCGGUCGUGGGGCGGACGGACGAGGAGGCGCGCGAGAGGCACGCCGAGCUGCGGCGGUACGCGUCGACGGUGGGCGGGCUGGUGCUGUUCAGCGGGUGGACGGGGGUCGACGUGUCGCGGAUCCCGAUCGAUCGGAAGAUCUCGGCGGAGGACUCGCUGGAGGCGCACAAGGUGCGGAGUAUACUGGACGCGUUCACGACCACGAGUAAGGACGUGCCUGAGUGGACGCCGCGGGUCGUCGCUGAGAGGGCAGCUAUUGGUGGGCUGGGUCCCGUGUCGGUUGGGAGUCCGCAGACGGUGGCUGAUGAGAUGGAGGAGUGGAUUAGGGAGGGGGAUUUGGACGGGUUCAACAUUGCCUAUGUCACGACACCGGGGACGUUUGAGGAGGUUGUAGAUCUACUGAUUCCCGAGUUGCGGAGACGGGGACUGUAUCCAGAGCCGUUGGAGGAAAAGUUGACGGCGCGGGAAAAGAUAUAUGGGAAGGGGCAGAAGGGGUUGAGGGAUGAUCAUCCCGGAAGUGCGUACAAGUAUGCGGUGUAUAAGGAAGACCCGCCGUAUGUUGAAGGGGAGCCGAAGACGGAGGAGCGGGAGACGGAUACGCCGAGGACAGCAGACACGAAGAGUGGGGUUUGA
Phialemonium atrogriseum is the source of this 1627-nucleotide messenger RNA. Its product is annotated as xenobiotic compound monooxygenase, DszA family. The transcript is spliced from 4 exons. The record is from RefSeq and is a predicted model, not a curated record. Bases 92 to 1627 code for a protein of 511 amino acids. Gene Ontology annotation, molecular function: monooxygenase activity; oxidoreductase activity, acting on paired donors, with incorporation or reduction of molecular oxygen. NCBI's taxonomy places the organism in Eukaryota, Fungi, Ascomycota, Sordariomycetes, Cephalothecales, Cephalothecaceae.